This is a messenger RNA of Glycine soja, 2818 nucleotides long. Its product is annotated as regulation of nuclear pre-mRNA domain-containing protein 1A-like. Gene Ontology annotation, biological process: mRNA 3'-end processing. NCBI's taxonomy places the organism in Eukaryota, Viridiplantae, Streptophyta, Magnoliopsida, Fabales, Fabaceae. Gene Ontology annotation, cellular component: RNA polymerase II, holoenzyme. Gene Ontology annotation, molecular function: RNA polymerase II complex binding. The transcript is spliced from 10 exons. The coding region runs from base 706 to 2283 and encodes 525 amino acids. The record is from RefSeq and is a predicted model, not a curated record.
UUGUUGGAGCAGCACUUAGCCUGAGGACUCACGAGCCACCAAACGAACAACUGAGCAAGGGUUCUCUUCAACGUUUCACCCUAAAACCUCGCCCGUUUCUUUUCGGUGUUUGUUGCUGGCGCAUUCUACUGUGAAUCUUGCCGGAGUGAAGGUCCGAGGAGCGUCGCAGCAGUGUGGGUGUUUGGUUGUCGUGGAGGUUGUGUUGUCACGGAGGCCGGAGGAGCGCAGCGUGUCGCAAAUCUCGCCCCUCUCUCUUCGGUAUCUGUCGCCGGAGCAGUCCACCGUCAUUCUCGCCGAAGUGAAGGUUCGGGGAGCAUCGCAGCAGCGUGGGUUUUUGUUUGUCGCGGAGGCCGGAGGAGCGCAGCGCGUCGCAGCUGAAGAUCUCCAAAUCUCCAUUCUCCAAUAUUCUGUUUCCGUUUCAGUCUUUCAGACUUUAAUUUGUUCCCACUUUUGCAUCUAGGCGAUAAAGAAUUUAUUCAUUUGAGUUGCACAGCUCUACCAGUACCAACAGUUCAACACCAUCAGGCUCUACUAACCUGGCUGUUUUGUCAAGGUUUUAAAUUGCGGUCUGCAAACGCAGUAUAAUGGUUUUGGGGAUCUCUGCUGCUGCAUCACAACUGCAAUUGUGGCUGCAUCAAUCGCAAUUUAGGUUUUUAUCAAAGUUGGAAUUCUAGUUGAUUACUUUUCCUGACUCUAAUCAGAAAGAUGGGAAGCACAUUUAAUCCACAGAUUUUGGUGGAAAAACUAGCCAAGCUGAAUGUUUCACAAACAAGCAUAGAGACCCUGUCACACUGGUGUAUUUUUCAUAUGAACAAAGCCAAACAAGUUGUUGAAACAUGGGAUAGACAAUUUCAUAGUUCUUCACGUGAGAAGAGAUUGGCAUUUCUGUAUCUUGCAAAUGAUAUUUUACAGAACAGCAGGCGAAAGGGUUCUGAAUUUGUUGGUGAAUUCUGGAAGGUUCUUCCAGAAGCUCUUCGAGAUGUGAUUCAAAAUGGAGAUGAUUUUGCGAGGAAUGCAGCACUUCGGCUGAUUGGUAUAUGGGAAGAGAGGAAAGUUUUUGGUUCUCGCGGUCAAAUUCUUAAGGAAGAGUUUGUUGGGAGUCAUGUGGAAAAUAAUAGCCGAGAUGUGAAACCUACAAACAUGAAACUGCUAUCGCAGAGGCCAUCUGUGGGGAAUGCAUUGGAGAAAAUAGCUUCAGGUUUUCAUGUUGUUUAUGGAGGGCAAACAGAUGAAGAUGCCGUAUUGAGCAAGUGCAGGAAUGCCAUUAACUGUCUUGAUAAAGCAGAAAAGGAAAUAGUUUCAGGGCAAUUCGGUGGAUCUGCACUAGUGGAUGAGCUCCAGGGGCAUAAUGCCAUACUGAAGGACUGCAUCGAGCAAUUAACAGCCAUAGAGUCAUCUAGAACUAGUCUUGUGUCACUCUUGAGAGAAGCUCUCGAGGAUCAGGAAUUCAAGCUGGGUCAAGUCCGUAGCCAGAUUCAGGCUGCACAUGUUCAGUCAGAACGGGCGACCAACACCUGCCAGCAAUUACUGAAUGUCAACAACAUUCCAUCAUUAGCUGAGCAGAGCUCAAAGGAAAUUCAAACCUCCAUGACUCCUGCAAGUUUUAAUAUUUCUAGUGAAAGGGAGCAAUCGGCUCCAUUAAUGUACACACCACAAGUGUCAUUUUCUCAAAAAUCUGGACACAUUGAGGAAGAUCCACGCAAGUCUGCAGCUGCUGCAGUGGCAGCAAAACUGACUGCUUCAACAUCCUCUGCGCAGAUGCUAUCUUAUGUGUUGUCAUCCCUAGCAUCAGAAGGUGUGAUAGGAAAUCCAAUGAAAGAAUCUUCAGCAGAUUAUCACUCUGAGAAGAGGACCAAGCUUGAGAAUGACCAGCCAUCUUUUGUACCAUCUCAGAAUCCUCAACAACCACUUCCUCCCUUUCCACUUUCUGAGUCUAUUCAACACAAUCCACCGACAACCAACCAACAAUCUACUCCCAACGAACCACCACCUCCACCUUCUUCAUCACCUCCCCCAUUGCCGCCACCACCACCACCACCAAUGUCACAGUACCCUGUGCCGCAGUUCAUGCAGACUGCCGGAUCCAUUAGUAGUAUGGCAUACAGCUAUGGCGUGACACAACAGCCAUCAAUUGCAGCCUAUCCAGGUGUUGGGCCUUCCCUGAAUAGUGUUUCUACUUUUACCCCGCCUCCAAUGGGUACAUAUCAGGGUUUUCAGGGUUCAGAUGGAAAUUACUAUAACCAGCCCUCAUCAAUGCCUAUGGCCCCAAUAUCUCGACAAUAAAAUUCCCAGUCCUAGAUCUUUUCGGCGUAAGGUUGCUUAGAAAAAGCCUUCAUACCUCCACCCAUAACCUUGGUAUGGUAAUCUGAUUCUUCUACAGUCUGGUGUGCACAGUAAGUGCUUUGUAACUUUAGUUGUUGGCUGGUACUAAUCUCCUGGAGCUAGAAUAAUUUCAUUGUGUUACACCGAAGAUAACGGGUUUGUACUAUUGUUGAGUAGGGUUUAUUUAUUUCUUUAUUUAUCUUACUGUAAAACUUAGCAUAUUAUUAUUGCCUUGUGGCUUAUUAGAUGUGUGGUUUUAGAGGGUUGUAGGAAUGUCUUUAGUAAUUCGACAUCAGUCAAAAGCCAGCUUGCACUUCUAAAAAUCUGCAUCCUUCUCUGCUGAUGUGGUGUUAUAUGUACAGACCAUGUCGUAUUUUAUGGAUUUAGAUGUUGUGUUGGAGCCAAAACUAUGCGUUGAGGGCCCGGUUAAUUCCGAACUUUUUAUGAUAUACAUGACAAGAUUUGUUAUAUUUAAGUUUAUAAAUUUUCGUGUAAA